AUGGGGCGCCGACAGGGCCUCGAGUUCUGCUGCCUGGGCGUACCUCUGGUCAACGCAGGGGCGUACCUGGUGUCGUUCGAGUUCCUCUUCGUCUCGAUCUGUCUCGUGGUGCUGGCGAUCUGCCCGCCGCCCAUCGUCGCGGCGAUGGGGGUGCUCCCGCCGUGGUACAAGCUGGCCCUGAUCGGUCUGGGCGGCUUCUCGAUCGCGCUCCAGGUCCUCGGUCUGCUCACCAUCCUGCGUCAGUCGAUCGGGUGGUAUCGCGCCUACAUCCGCAUCAACUUUGCCACCACCCUGACCGUGAUUGUCGUCUCGACCAUCGGUACCGUCGUCAUGGCGCUGGCGCACGACAAGGCGUCGGCCAUCUGCAAGAGCAUCUACGGCAACGAACCCAUCAACAGCGGACUCGGGUUCCGCGUCGACUACCUCUCCGACGCCCUCAAGGACUCGGGCCGGAUGAUCUGCAACGUGUUCACCUACGUCCAGGUCGGAGCGAUAGGCGGGUUGAUUGCGCUCGUCGGCUUGACACAACUCUACAUGUGCUACUGCCAGAGGGUGUACGGCCAGCGGCAGAGGGAGGCUUGGGACAAGAUGCACGCGCAGGAUCACGACUACGGCGACAGCUCGACGGACAAGUUUGACCUCUCGACCUCGUCGAGCAGCCUCGUCAAUCCUCACAAGGUGUAG
Messenger RNA from Pseudozyma flocculosa PF-1, 684 nucleotides. RefSeq lists its product as uncharacterized. The transcript is spliced from 3 exons. NCBI's taxonomy places the organism in Eukaryota, Fungi, Basidiomycota, Ustilaginomycetes, Ustilaginales, Ustilaginaceae. The coding region runs from base 1 to 684 and encodes 227 amino acids. The record is from RefSeq and is a predicted model, not a curated record.